Molecule: messenger RNA, 1842 nt
Organism: Quercus robur (English oak)
Lineage: Eukaryota; Viridiplantae; Streptophyta; Magnoliopsida; Fagales; Fagaceae
Product: cytochrome P450 705A22-like
Exons: 2
Coding region: 59-1636 (525 amino acids)
Cellular component (GO): membrane
Molecular function (GO): heme binding; oxidoreductase activity, acting on paired donors, with incorporation or reduction of molecular oxygen, NAD(P)H as one donor, and incorporation of one atom of oxygen; iron ion binding
Source: RefSeq, a predicted model, not a curated record
AUAAUAGGCAAAAAAAAUAAACAAUAACGUAUUCAAAAGUGGUCAAAAAAUUCUAGCCAUGGUUACCACCAUUAGUGAUAUCCAAUGCUACUCCUUCCUCUUCUUUGUAUCUCUCAUCACAACCUUCCUAAUCCGAUCCAUUCUCAGCAAACCCACCAAGGUAACCACGAAUUCCCACCUUCUUCCUAGCCCACCAGCCCUCCCAAUCAUUGGUCAUCUCCACCUUCUUGGUCCAUCCUUAUACAAAUCCCUCCACAACCUGUCUACCAAAUAUGGCCCUCUUCUCUAUCUCCGCUUUGGUGCAUCACACUGCCUACUUGUUUCUUCAGCCUCUGUUGCUUCUGAAAUAUUCAAAUCCCAAGACCUUGCCUUUGCUUCUAGGCCAAGAUUUGCCUUUUCUGACAAGUUACUCUAUGGAACUUCAGGGUUUGUCACUGCUCCAUAUGGUGAUUACUGGAGGUUCAUGAAGAAACUUUGUGUGACUGAAGUUCUUGGCACAAAACAGCUUGAGCGUUCCCUCUUUGUUCGGCGAGAAGAAAAAGAGAGGUUGUUGAAGAGAAUGUUGGAGAGUGCAAGGAAGAAAGAUGAUGUUGAUGUGGGUGUUGAAGUGAUGAAGUUCACAAACACUGUGACUUGCAGGAUGGCCAUGAGUACUAGUUGUUUGGAGCGAGAAGGAGAGGCAGAAAAGAUUAGAGAUCUAGUGAUGGAGUCCUUUAAGCUGGCUGCAAAGAUGUGCUUUGGGGAUGUGUUAGGGCCUUUCAAGAAAUUGGGGUUUUGGGUGUUUGGGAAACAGGCUUUGGAUUUGACUAGGAGGUACGAUGAGUUAUUGGAGAGGGUGUUGAAGGAUCACGAAGUGAGAAGGAGCAAAAAUGGGGGCGAGAGAGAAGAUAAGGAUUUGAUGGAUAUACUCUUGGACGUUUGUCAUGAUGAGAAGGCCGAGGUUAAGAUUACAAGAACCCAUAUCAAGGCCUUCUUUGUGGAUCUCUUCAUUGCAGGCACUGGCACCUCAGCAGAGUCAAUGCAGUGGGCAAUAGCUGAGCUCAUUAAUCAUCCUAGUGUCUUCAAAAAGGUUAGAGAGGAAAUAGAAUCAAUUGUGGGAAAGACUAGACUAGUUGAAGAGUCAGAUAUCCCAAAUCUCCCUUACUUGCAAGCAGUUGUAAAGGAAACACUAAGACUAUACCCACCAGGCCCUGUCACAACAAGAGAAUGCCGCCAAAAUUGCAAAAUCAAUGGCUAUGAUAUACCAGAAAAAAUUGCAGUGGCAAUCAAUCUUUAUGCCAUUAUGAGGGAUCCAGACUCCUGGGAUGAUCCUAAUGAGUUCCGCCCGGAAAGGUUUUUGGUUUCACUCAAUGAGCAAGAGAAAUUAGACCAAUGUCAAGUUGAAGGAAAGGGACAAACCUUCAAUUUUGUACCAUUUGGGGCAGGAAGGAGAGGGUGUCCAGGAACAGCAUUGGCAUUUAGUAUGAUACAUACCGCAGUCGCAGCAUUGGUUCAAUGCUUUGAUUUGAAGGUUAGUGGAGAAGAAUAUGGAACCAAGGUUGAUAUGCAACCUGGACCAGGCAUGUCAUUGAGCAUGGCUCGCCGACUUAUAGUUCGUCCUAUCGUUCACUUCAAUCCAUUUACCGCUUCUAUAUAAUCAUAUAAGCAUAAACAAUUGCCCUUGUUAUGUAUGUAUGUCCAAUAAACUAGGUAUUUGGUUCUUUACUCAACAUCGUAUCUGCAACUAUCUUUCUAUGUCAAGCACCAGUUGGUGAUGUAGGUCAUUAAUUUUGUUUGACAUGGUACUUUAAUAUUAUGAUGUGUUUCUAAAUAACAUGUUUCGUCGUGGAAGGUUGUUCUGGA